UAUCUAAAUUCUGUUGUAGUUGAAGGGACUACAGAGUUUUGAUGUUACAAUCAAUGAACAUCUCUUUGUGAUCAUCUUUGUUCCCAACAUCUACCUCAGUUUGGUGUAAUUGGUGUUAAUGAGCUAAAAUGACAUUUUCUGCGCCUUUCAUGUAAGCUGUGUCGUUUUAAGUGCACACUUCCAAAGACCCCAAGUGGAAGGAGGCGUGUCAUUGAUUGGUCAUGAUAAGCUCCACUGAUUAGCAUGUCUUCCUUUAAUCUACAGUUAGUGCUCCCCUGAGGGUGACCGCUAGUCAUAAACCAGCGAGCCCAUUUCAAUCACUGGUCCCAUGGGCUGACCUCUGACUCCUCUGACCUCACUCAACCUCACGAUGGGUCACACAGAGGAACAUGUUGCGUCAGCGGUGCAAAAAAAAGAAAGAAGGGGAAAUUAUCUUCUUCAUUGGGAAGAAGAUAAUUCUUUUUCCAAACAGAGUCAGAAUAAUAACAACAGAUCAGUGUAAAUUGUGUACUAUAGCUUUAAGGACUUUUUACCUUGUGACACCUGGUUGUAUCAAGGUGAUUAUAGUAUGUUUUUAUUGAAAAGAAGAAAUGAAAAGUAGUCACAGGUGAUUUCAGUUGAUUUCUAAGAUGAGUGUGAGAAACAACACGAGCAGAUGGGUUGACUGUGAGUGGUAACUGAGGAGAAAAAUAAGAGGAGUGACAGAGGAGGAGGAGGAAGAGAAGGAGGGGUGGGUAGCGACAGAGACACAGAGGCAGAAUCACUGAAGUAGCUCGGGGUAGCUGAGAUGCUGAGAUGUGCAGAACAAACACUGACAAGCUGAGACACGGAGAGUGAGAAGGAGGGAGCUUGCAGCACCUGAGACACAGCAACAGCAGCAGCAGCAGCAACAACAGCAGCAGCAGCUUAAUUAGCAUCAGGAGGAGAAUCGGUCACAGGCAGUCACGCCAGAAACCAUGUAGAUAAACUGCUGUCACUGAUUGUCGAGCUGCACGAGGAGGCUACAGCAGAGGAGGAGACCGUGGCUGCAGCCAGAGCUUGAAAUGAGGGGAUUGAGAAGCAUCACUGCCACCUGACUGAUACUGGGAGUCAGACUGAGCACCUGCAGCGUCAGACUGAGCUCUCCGGUUAUCAAGGAGACUGGGGCAGAGAGACGGAGGAGAGAGCUGCUGUGAUUAUGCGCGGGGCAGAGAGCUCCUGUGGAUUCCCUGUCUUUGGCAACGGCAGCAGCAGGAGCAGGAGCAGGAGCUGUGGCUGUGAAGACGGCAGCAGAGCUAGCUGGAGCUGCAGCAAAACAAGCAGCCCUGACUCCAAAGCAUUUUACUUUUCCACAAAUGAGUGUAGCGUUCACAGCCAAGUUAUAACAGGAACCAGCAGUCGAUGUAGCCACCGUGUUGAGCGUACCUGUAGCCACAGCAGUGACGGUGCCUGCAGCGCUGGUGCAAAGGUGCCCACAGCAGUGCAGUUAAGUGUAGUUGUAGCAGUAGUAGGGGGGGCAGUGGCUCAGGACACUGAAUGACCAGCGUGGCUGAUGAAGGCCACCUGGAUCCGCUUGCUGAAACGAUCCAAAGGAGGUCGUGUCAAGAGCUCCGAUGCCUGUGGUUCGGCCGACUCCUAUACCAGCCGUCCAUCAGACUCCGAUGUGUCCUUGGAGGAGGAUAAGGAGGCAGUGCGCAGAGAAGCAGAGCGUCAGGCUCAGGCACAGCUGGACAAAGCCAAGACCAAACCAGUUGCAUUUGCUGUCCGCACAAAUGUCAGCUACAGCCCGAAUCACGAUGACGACGUCCCCGUGCCGGGCAUGGCCAUCUCCUUUGACGCUAAAGACUUCCUCCAUGUCAAAGAGAAAUUUAACAACGACUGGUGGAUAGGACGUCUGGUGAAGGAAGGCUGUGAAAUCGGUUUCAUCCCCAGUCCAGUGAAGCUUGAAAACACUCGUAUCCUCCAGGAGCAGAGAGCCAAACAGGGCAAGUUCCACUCCAGAUUGGGAGCAAACUCAUCCUCUAGUUUAGGUGAAGUGGUUACUAACUCACGGAAAUCUACCCCUCCUUCGUCUGCCAUUGACAUAGACGCCACAGGCUUAGACCCUGAGGACAAUGAGCUUCCCGUCAACCUGCGCUCCCCUAAAGCCUGUCCAAACACUGUCAUGUCACCCCUAGCAAAAGAGAAAAGAAUGGCCUUCUUUAAGAAGACGGAACACAUUCCUCCGUAUGACGUUGUGCCUUCCAUGCGGCCCGUGGUUCUGGUUGGACCGUCACUGAAGGGCUACGAGGUGACCGACAUGAUGCAAAAAGCUCUCUUUGACUUUUUGAAACACAGAUUCGAGGGGAGAAUAUCAAUCACUCGCGUCACGGCCGACAUCUCCCUGGCCAAGCGCUCGGUCCUGAACAAUCCCAGCAAGCACGCCAUCAUCGAACGCUCGAACACACGCUCCAACUUGGCUGAAGUCCAGAGUGAGAUUGAGCGGAUCUUUGAACUGGCCCGCACGUUACAGCUGGUGGUUCUGGACGCCGACACCAUCAACCAGCCGUCACAGCUGGGGAAGACGUCCCUCGCCCCCAUCAUUGUCUACGUCAAAAUCACCUCCCCCAAGGUGCUGCAGCGUCUCAUCAAGUCCAGAGGCAAGUCUCAGGCCAAACACCUCAAUGUCCAGAUGGUGGCAGCUGACAAACUGGCUCAGUGCCCUCCUGAGAUGUUUGACAUCAUUCUUGAUGAGAACCAGCUGGAGGACGCGUGCGAGCACAUGGCUGAUUACCUGGAGGCCUACUGGAAAAGCACUCACCCCAGCAGCUGCAACCCGCCCAACACACUGCUGACAAAGCUGCCCACUGCCGCCCUGCCCACCAGCGCGGCCCUGGUCCCCGGUGUGCAGGGAAGCAGCGCCGAGCAGAGGGGGGAUAAAGCGUCGGCGGAGAGGAAAAGUUCAAGAGAAGACCACCAGCACCAUCAUCACCAUCACCACCACCAUCACCACCAGAGCCAGGACCAGGCCGAUGCUGAUGCCGAUGCUGAGGCUGAGGGGGAGGGCGAUGAGGAGGAGGAGGAGAGGCCCCUGAGGACAGAGUCAACCAGGAGAGCCCAGCACAUUCACCACCGUACAUCCUCUGCCAGGACUGAGCACCACAACCACCAUCACCACCACCACCACCACAGCAGUCGAGCACGGGGUCUCUCGCGACAGGAAACUCUGGACUCUGAGACCCCCGAGAGCCGGGAGAGCCGGGAGAGCAAGGACUCGGCUUAUAUUGAGCCACGCACUCAGCGCCUCCAUCAAGAAGAGGAGGAGGAGGAAGAGGAGGAGGAGGAGGAAGACGAUGAGGACGAGGAUGAGGAGCACCCCCAGCAGCAGCAGCAACAGCAGCAGCAGCGAUUUGAGCCCCUGCCCCACCGAGACCACAACCACCAUCACCACCACCACCAUCACCACCGCGGCGGCGCUGACGAGGCCGGCCACGGCACAGGACACCACCGCUCCAAAGAGCGCGAACAGGACCAUAACGAGCGCAACAAGCAGCGCUCACACCACCACCACCGGCCGGCUCGUGACCACCACCAUCACUGCUAUGACCGGGACAGGGACAGAGAGGGGGAGGUGGCUCCCAAAAAGAGGGGUGAUGCAGGGGAGUGGGUGAGAGACUCUUAUAUCCACCAGUGACAGACCAAAUCCCUCCCUGAAGUUCCAUUUUGGUUUUUUUGAAAGACCGUCCUGUUCUCCCAUCGUGCUGCUAUACCCUGAAACCACAGCAUCCUAUUUAUGUACACUUCCUUUGUAAAUGCUGUUCAAUCUUUUCUCAACGGCAGGAUUUUUUGAUUACAUAGAUACGAAUAUAAAUAUAUGUAUAUAUGUGUAUCUAUGCAUAGACGUGGUUUAUGUGUGGAUAUGCAUGAAUCUUCUUAAAUAUGCAUAUUUUAAACCUGUGUUGGAUAAAGCAUGACACAAAGAGCAGAAUUGGUUUUCUGUGCUGAGCUGUGCUUUCUGUGAUUAGCAUUUUCUUUUUUCAUUUUGAUAGUUUUUUUUUAAUUAAUAUUAUUGUUAUUAUUAUAAUUAUAAUUAUUUUAUUCUAUUUUUUUUUUGCUUUGCCACCACUUGAAUAUGUUCCUUCAGACGACUACUGCUAGGGUUGACUGCAAGAGUUUAAGUUGACUAACCAAGUUAGUCCGAUGCUGUAUUUGCAGAGGUCUUUUUCUUUUUAAAAGAAUGGCAAUUUGGGAAAUACACCAAAAAUAAUAAAUACAUCAAAAAUGAAUGCAGUCUUAACAGCUCUACCUUUCAGUUAUUAGCUUAACCUGUGCGCCAGAGGUUUGAAAUACUGGGAGGCUGCCGUUGGUUUAUUGUUUCACGUUGACGUGUGUUUAAUUUAGGGAUGCACGAUACUGGACUUUUGGGAUUGGAUUUAUGGGGAGUGCUUUGAUAUUUUCUCUCGUGUCGCAGCAGAUGUCGAUGUAAGUUUAUUUCAUUGAGCAAAAGUAAAUGAAUGUAGAAAAAACAAUAGCUAUAGAGGGCGCCAGCAUGGAAGUCAAGGAGGUAGAGGGCUAUGUUGUCGUCAUUGGUCAUAUCGGCAGAUCUUGUUGUGUUUACGAUAUCCGACUAUAUACAUUUUAAAGCAAAUAUCUGCCGAUACCGAGCCGGUAAUAUCGCGCAUCCCUAGUUUAAAUGAUUUUGUCCACGUCACAGGCUAAAUAACUGAAACGUGUCUCUGUGUAUGCAGCAGAAUCUCUCUCAAUCGUAUGACACUGUGUCACGUGUUUGCCUCGCGUGACGCUGCAUUCAUUUUAGCUGGGUGUACCUAAUAAACUGGCACAUUUUGAGUUUCACAGAGCUUCAUCUGAAAGCUAACGGACACAAACACACACACAGUGUCUGUGUUUGUUUCACUUUUAUUAACGGCUAUACCACGUGUCGCUUCAUAUUUAACAGACAGACCACAGAGCUGUUUUCAUCACCAGCAACAAAGCUUGUAAAAGUAUUUCCCAAAGUGUCAUACUACUCUGUAUAAGUUUAUAUUAUUUUUAUUUGCUUUGUUCCCCUUUUUUUGAAUCCUUCAUUCCCUAUUUAUGCCUCGUUGGAGGUGCACCUUAGUCAUGCCUUAUGAGACAAAUGAGUUCAACAAUAACUUCCUCAUAACUUCAGCAACUUCCUUACAUGCAGUACUGUUCUCUCUCUCUUUGUAUGGGUCCACAAACAUUUUUGAUAACAUUGAUACACCCUUUAUUCUGCACUUUUACGGAUUAACUUUGGUUUAAUACAGUUUAGCAAUUUGAUAUAAAAUCGCAACUAACCGUGACAAAACUGCAUGGAGGGUAUCUCCUGUUCUGGUCUGGCCCGUUUUUGUUUUUUUAAAUGAAUGUUGUGCGACUUUAUUUCCAACAUGAUAAUUCACAAAUUAGGAUUUACCUUCAGAUUUUUAAAAAGAUUAAAAUGAGACUGCAAACGUCAACUAGGAGAUUAUUUAAGUAUUUCUGCCAUGUUGUUACUCCCCUGACUAAAACGAAAAGUAAUGUAAAGUUUGACAUUUUAAUCAUGUAACAACUCAUGUGCUAAAGGUCCAGUGUGUAAGUAUUGUGCCGUGUUUCCAUCAAUGUACGGUGUGGCACGGUUCGGAACGGUAAAUCCCCGGGUCAGAUUUGCGUUUUGACUGAGAACUAUAGUUUACGUAGGUAGGCGGGGCGUACGUUGUGCCUGAUGGCCGGAACAUGGAAUGGUGAGGGACGGUUGGGAUUAUUCCUAAUGAAAACCCCAAAGAAUUUGUACGUACCAAACCGUUCCACUCGGUGGAGACGUGGUUUUUGGUGACCUCUCUUGGUGAGACUGUAGGUUGUAAUGAGCAGAGGACUCCUCAGCUCGAACCUCCUCUCCCAAGGGCGUCACUGAACUACAAUGUCAUUCUACUUGGUUUGUGGAGUAGGCUUCCAAUUUAAAAUCAGAAAUGACCGAAAGAACGAGAUCGCAAAAUACAAAGGAGGCUGAAAUUAGUUUUCCUCUGCACGGCGGCCAGGCUCAGCCUUAGAGAUAAGGUGAAGAGCUCGGACAUCCAGGACCGCUACUCCUUCAGUGUCGAGAGGAGUUUGUAGUCUGUUUUUGGGCACGUCCUUUCGGGAGGAGACCUCAGGGCUGACCCAGGACACGUUGGAGGGAUUAUAUCUCUCGGCUGGCCUCAGACCGCCUUUGGAUCCUCCCCUGAAGGGCUGGCGGACGUGGCUGUAGAGAGCCAUGUCUCCCGGACCUAGAUGAACAGAAGAGGAUGACGACGACACUCCUGUUUUGGCCGCUGUAGCAAAGUGGCGGCACAAAAUGGCUUCCUCCGUGAAGCGAGGCCCUUCCCUAAAGUACAUAGAAGAGGCUGAUUCUAAAGUGAUCACACACUCCUGCCAAUAAAACCCUCUACAUGUUACACACUGGACCUUUAAUUUCUUGAUAGUAAAACAUUUUUUAAAACUAACUUCAAACCCUCGGACGCCACCUGCUCCCUCUCUUUGAUUUUGCCUGACAGUUGUAAUUCUAAACACUCCCAUUUCUAUGCUACGUUGGUAGCACGACAGGAUUUUUAAACCAUGUACAUGUGUAUGUACAUAAUGCAUAAAUGUAAAAAAAAAGAAAAAAGAAUAAAGUUGGCAACAAAGGCCUGCUGAGGGGGGA
Molecule: messenger RNA, 6634 nt
Organism: Solea senegalensis (Senegalese sole)
Lineage: Eukaryota; Metazoa; Chordata; Actinopteri; Pleuronectiformes; Soleidae
Gene: cacnb2a
Product: calcium channel, voltage-dependent, beta 2a
Exons: 13
Coding region: 1532-3652 (706 amino acids)
Biological process (GO): calcium ion transmembrane transport; neuromuscular junction development; chemical synaptic transmission
Cellular component (GO): voltage-gated calcium channel complex
Molecular function (GO): high voltage-gated calcium channel activity; protein binding
Source: RefSeq, a predicted model, not a curated record